AUGAGAGAUCAACUACUCCAUGGACACGGAUUCUUGGCAGCCUUGGACCAAUCGGGAGGAUCCACGCCAAGUGCGCUACAAAACUACCAGUAUCCAUCCGAUUUGUACCAAGGAAACGAAGCUUCCAUGUUUGAAGCCGUCCAUGGCAUGCGAUGUCGGAUAAUGCAAAGCCCUGUAUUUUUGUCUCCACAGGAGAGUGCUGGUGGCGUUUUGGGGGCCAUUUUGUUUGAAGAUACCCUUCAUCGCACCGUCGAAGGCCAACAGACGGCCCAAUAUCUAUGGAACACCAAACAGAUCAUUCCCUUUUUGAAAAUUGAUCAAGGAUUAUUGCCCAAAGUAGCAGGUGUUCAGCUCAUGAAGCCGUUUGAGGAAUCUCCACCAGCACCUUCGGCACCCUACUCCUCUUCCUCACUGGUGUCGCUCGAAGAAAAACUGCAAACCGCCAGAAACAUGGGAGUCUUUGGCACCAAGAUGCGAUCCGUCAUUCAUGAAAAUAAUCCAAAAGGAAUCAAAGUUGUAGUGGAACAACAAUUUGACUAUGGCAAGCGUAUACUAAAGGCUGGAUUGGUUCCCAUUUUGGAACCUGAAGUCAAUAUUGAAAGUGCUGAGAAACAAGAAUGCGAAGAAACUCUGAAGAAAUGCCUGCUACAAGCCUUGGAUCAGUUGCAAGAAGAAAGCAGUGGUGGUGACGAGAAUAUUUCACAAGUCAUUUUGAAACUAUCCAUACCUUGUCAAGACAAUUUCUAUCAAGAAUGCAUGGAUCAUCCGGCCUGUCUAAAGGUGGUUGCUCUUUCGGGUGGAUAUUCCCAAGCAGAGGCAAAUUCACGACUGUCGAAACAACCCAAAAUGAUUGCUAGCUUUUCUCGGGCGCUGAGCGAGGGAUUGACGCAUAAUCUCUCCGACGAAGAAUUCAACAAGGUAUUGGAAGCUUCCAUUGCGAGUAUUGUGCAAGCGUCGGUAUAG
Molecule: messenger RNA, 963 nt
Organism: Cylindrotheca closterium
Lineage: Eukaryota; Bacillariophyta; Bacillariophyceae; Bacillariales; Bacillariaceae
Source: the annotation of a GenBank genome assembly